GGGGAAUCUUCGCAAACCGAAGAUGAAGUUCCCUCUUGUGAACCGGUUCACACUUCUGCUCCUCCUUCUGGUGAGCCCAACUCCAGUUCUUCAGGCCCCUUCCAAUCACAGUGACUCUGGCCUUCAUCACGAGCCUUUCCUGUACUUGGUUGGACGCAAGAAACUGCUGGAUGCCCAGUACAAAUGCUAUGACCGAAUGCAGCAGUUGCCUCCUUAUGAGGGAGAGGGUCCAUAUUGCAACCGUACCUGGGAUGGGUGGCUGUGCUGGGAUGACACUCCAGCUGGAGAAAUGUCCUAUCAGCAUUGCCCAGACUACUUUCCAGACUUUGACCCAGCAGAAAAGGUUUCAAAAUACUGUGAUGAAAAUGGAGAGUGGUUUAGACACCCUGACAGCAACCGAACCUGGUCCAACUAUACUUUGUGUAACGCUUUCGCUCCUGACAAACUGCAUAAUGCAUAUGUCCUUUACUACCUAGCUCUUGUGGGCCACUCUCUGUCCAUUGCCGCUUUGGUUACGUCCAUGGGGAUCUUCAUGUUUUUCAAGAGCCUGGGAUGCCAAAGGGUGACUCUGCACAAGAACAUGUUCCUUACCUACAUCCUGAACUCUAUCAUUAUCAUCAUCCACCUGGUUGAGGUUGUGCCCAAUGGAGAUCUGGUGCGACGGGAUCCUAUGCAUAUGUUUCAUCAUAACACACAUAUGUGGACAAUGCAGUGGGAACUGUCACCACCCCUACCCCUGAGUGCAAAGGAGGGAAAGAUGGACCCUAAUGACAGUGAAGUGAUAAGUUGCAAGAUUCUACACUUCUUCCACCAGUACAUGAUGGCUUGCAACUAUUUCUGGAUGCUCUGUGAGGGUAUCUACCUUCACACUCUCAUUGUCGUGGCUGUGUUUACUGAGGAGCAACGCCUGCGCUGGUACUAUCUUCUUGGCUGGGGCUUCCCCGUGGUGCCAACCACCAUCCACGCCAUCACUCGUGCCCUCUACUACAAUGACAACUGCUGGCUGAGUGCGGAAACCCACUUGCUUUACAUCAUUCAUGGGCCUGUAAUGGUGGCUCUGGUGGUUAAUUUCUUCUUUCUGCUCAACAUUGUCCGCGUGCUUGUGACCAAGAUGAGGCAAACCCAUGAGGCAGAAUCCUACAUGUACCUGAAGGCUGUGAAGGCUACCAUGGUCCUUGUGCCCCUGCUGGGCAUCCAGUUUGUUGUGUUUCCCUGGAGGCCCUCCAACAAGGUGCUUGGGAAAAUCUAUGAUUACCUCAUGCACUCUCUGAUUCAUUUCCAGGGAUUCUUUGUUGCAACUAUCUACUGCUUCUGCAACCAUGAGGUGCAAGUAGCCCUGAAGCGCCAGUGGGCGCAGCUGAAGAUCCAGUGGAGCCAGCGCUGGGGAAGGCGCCGCCGCCCGACCAACCGUGUGGUUGCGGCUCCUCGCGCGGCAGCCUUCGCGGAGCCAGGUGGCCUCCCCAUUUACAUCUGCCAUCAGGAACCAAGGAAUGCUCCAGCCACCAACAACCAAGGCGACGAGGGUGCUGAAAUGAUCCCAAUGAACGUCAUCCAGCAAGAAGAAUCCGCUUGAAUGUGAAGCAACCCCAAGCAUUGUGCUCCACUGAGCCUUCAUUUCCUGGGGGAAAGAUAGACCAUGCAUUUCAAGUGAUCCCCAUCCUCCCAGGAGCUGAGCAUAUCAUUCGUGAAGAAGUAUUAAGUGAAUUUGUCCAUAGUGAAUUUGAAGAAAGUUAUUCUUGGUACUAUUGCUUUGGGAGACAGUCUAGGAAUAGAGUCUCCCACUGCAACUUGUGAACUCCAUCAUUCAUCUAGGACUGAGAUGCCAGUGUCAUAGGAAUGCAGGCAAGGUAUCCAAAAAUGCCACUAAAUUGACUUAGUUCAGAUACAGGGUGCUCCUUGUUAAUCUUGAGCCAUUUGUACCUUUGAGAAAUUAAAAUCAUUCUCAAUGUUUUUAAUUUUAACACUAGAUUUUUAAUUAGACUAUUUCUGUAUUUGGCUAUGGAUCUGAUUUUUAAUUUUUUUAUUUCAAUCAAUUCCUAUAUUACACACUUCACCAUCCAUACAAUGUAAACUGCACAAAUAGCAUGACCUCUGCAAGAUGAUGUGUCUUAAACAUACAAAUGAACAAGAACAUGGGAGGUAAUCUGUGCAUUGGGCACAUACUUUGAUUGAAAAGGACAUUUAGAGUGCAUUUGCUGGAACUGUACCAUACUCAGAUUGCUUUUUACUCCAAUCCACCAGCCAGACCCAAAUGCUAUAAGGAAUUGAUUUUAAUGCUGAAUGUGCUUUGGCCACUGACAUUUAUAAAUUGGGAGGUCACCAAGAAUCUGUCGCCAAAAUUCUCACAAAACUGCCAAAAAUGUAAUUCUCCAUGAAAAAGAACACUCUUUAAAGAGAGUUUUCCAUUUUCCUAAACUACAGGAUUUAUAAAGCAAAUCACUCCAAGGUUUAUAAAGCAGAUUACCUCUUGCCCCUGGGUGCUAUCUAGCAGUAAGAGAUAGAUUUGUUUACGACUGGUAAUUAAAAGACUCCACACAAGUCCAUUGACUGCCUUCCACCCAGCUUCAAAGCUUAACAAGAUCUCUGUUUUCCAGGAAGACUCAGUGUGGCUAAUUACAAAUCGGUUUCUAGUUGACCUCUUGUUUGCUCCUAUUAGCAAAACAAGAGGAGAAAGACACAGCAUAAGGACUUCAAGUUUAACCACAUAUUAAUCCAUCUUAAAAUAAGCGCAGCUUCCCAUCAAAUCCCAGUAUUAUAUUUCCACAUCUCUCUUUCCUCCCCAGUAUGGGAUCUUCAAAGGUCCAUGAACAAACCAAUAACUAUCACCGAUUUUUGAAUCUGCAACAAUAAUUGGUUAUCAUUAUUUAAUCUGUAAGUUAAACGAGGAGCUUCAUGGAAACCCUCAAGAAUCUCCUCUCAUCCAUGUCAUCGUAGGCCACUGCCUUUCAGAAGCCUUUAGUUGGGUAAAGACAAAAGUAACUUGAUUUGUUCUGGUUCAUAUUUGGUGCACCCAAAGAGAACUGUAUUCCCCAUGACUGUAGACCUUGGACACUGAGUGUGUCUCCUU
Acomys russatus (golden spiny mouse) is the source of this 3067-nucleotide messenger RNA. It is a transcript of the gene Calcr, whose product is annotated as calcitonin receptor. Lineage: Eukaryota; Metazoa; Chordata; Mammalia; Rodentia; Muridae. The record is from RefSeq and is a predicted model, not a curated record. Gene Ontology annotation, biological process: adenylate cyclase-activating G protein-coupled receptor signaling pathway; positive regulation of cytosolic calcium ion concentration; cell surface receptor signaling pathway. The transcript is spliced from 13 exons. Gene Ontology annotation, molecular function: amylin receptor activity; calcitonin receptor activity. Bases 23 to 1573 code for a protein of 516 amino acids. Gene Ontology annotation, cellular component: plasma membrane; axon.